Messenger RNA from Fusarium keratoplasticum, 438 nucleotides. RefSeq lists its product as uncharacterized. Bases 1 to 438 code for a protein of 145 amino acids. The transcript has a single exon. NCBI's taxonomy places the organism in Eukaryota, Fungi, Ascomycota, Sordariomycetes, Hypocreales, Nectriaceae. The record is from RefSeq and is a predicted model, not a curated record.
AUGCCCGAUGACGACGACGAUGACUCUACCAACCCCUGGACUCGUGAGGAUGCAAUCAGAGGCCUCAAAGUCGAAUUCUGGAUGCACCACCCCGACCGCAAGCCCGGAGAAAGUGCCCAUAACUGCGACAUCUCCAUCGGGCCCGACCACCCCCAGUAUGACUUUUACCUGCGGGCUCUAGACCUCAUCAACAAGUAUUUCGACGAGCUUGACAGCAAGGGAGGGUCCAACAUGGUUGAUGAAAUAAAGCAUCGAGUCGAGCUCGCACGGGACGAUUACGUUUACUUCGGAUACGGAACUGAAAACCUCCCUGAUCGAGCUGAAUUGAUGAUCACCCGGUUCGUUGUCCCCUGCGACGCCAUUGACGGAUCCAUAGCAGCCAUGCUUAGGGACAUGGGCUGUAUACGGAUGCUCUACGUUAACGGCUACGAACCCUGA